This is a messenger RNA of Seriola aureovittata, 3252 nucleotides long. RefSeq names its product chemokine-like protein TAFA-5. Gene Ontology annotation, biological process: G protein-coupled receptor signaling pathway. Lineage: Eukaryota; Metazoa; Chordata; Actinopteri; Carangiformes; Carangidae. The coding region runs from base 1099 to 1476 and encodes 125 amino acids. Gene Ontology annotation, molecular function: G protein-coupled receptor binding; receptor ligand activity. The transcript is spliced from 4 exons. The record is from RefSeq and is a predicted model, not a curated record.
GUUGUAGCGUUAAAGUGCAGAAUUGAACUGUUCAUUAACGGUCGUAUUUCGUUAGCCAUGUUGCUUUCACUGCGGGUGGUCGAGGCUGAAGAGACCCAAUCAGUUUCCACAGGUCUCCAUUUUUGCCUGGUCAGACUACAACGAAGGUCAGCGGUUCCUUAUUAUUACCGACUUAGUAUUGAUUCCUGAAGCUAGUAGCCGAGGUCGUUUAUUAGCCUAGCAGUUAAUUAACUACUAAUUGCAUCUUAAAAUGGUGUCUCGUUAGUGGCAACAGAAGUUGAAUUAAAAACUGCCAUUCAACCCUCCAACACAGGUGAACAUAAAACUUUCGGGUUCAGCGUGUUGGUUGGUGGUUUUGCCCCGAGACGUACGUUAGUGUAACCGGUGUGACGUCACUCCGUGAUGAAGAGAGAGAGAGAGAGAGAGAGAGAGUCGGUGUGGAAGCUGCCGAUCACAGCGGAUCUUCACACUAAGAGGCAGCAGCUGCGUCUCCUCCUUCUCCUCUUCCUCCUCCUCCUCCCUCUCCUCCUCCUCCUCCUCCACUCGGGCACCGACCAGGAGCGAACUACCCAACGGGGAGGGAACGUGCAACAUGCCCGCUGAACAGCUCCAGCCGGGCCCGGUGUCGGUUCUUCCACCUCUGGGGGGAUUUACGCGGACGAGCGGACGGAGAGUCCUGGUGGAUCCGAAGCGCAGGGAGCUGUGAAACUGGAAAACUUCCUCACACCUGGAGCAGAUUUUGUAUUUUGGUGAAAGUGCUGCGGUGGAGGGGAUCACCCCGGGUAUCUGCUACUGCAGCUGCUACCGGUCGCCACUGCGCACCGUGACGCACCGGGUAGCGCGAGGAGGACCCCCGGCAGCUUCACCCGGAGAGUCUUGGGAGGGAAAGAAAAACCUCUUUGCUGCUUAAAACCUCCUCCACUCUGGAUUUGUCACUUCAGACUCGCGCGUGGUUUCAUAUCCUGGAGAUGCCACCUGUCUCUCGCCUCCGUCCUCUGGAUCGGAUUGGGAUGGAUGUGGCGUCGUGAGGAGGCACCAGCCUGCGGAUAAUCUCAGUUUGGACUUUUUGGCGCCCGGUGCGGUUCGCAGCUCUCCCUCAUGCAGCUCCUCCGGCUGGCCUGGGCUCUGACUGCCGCUGCGGUCUGCUUUCUGCUCCUCCUGCUCCUCCACAACCAGAUCCUGAGAGAAGGUCAGCUGGUGGCGGGGACCUGCGAGAUCGUCACUCUGGACCGGGACAGCAGCCAGCCGAGGAGGACCAUCGCCCGACAGACGGCCCGCUGCGCCUGCAGGAAGGGACAGAUCGCCGGGACGACACGAGCCAGACCGGCCUGCGUCGACGUUCGUAUCGUCAGGAGUCGACAGUGGUGUGAGAUGACUCCUUGUUUGGACGAUGAAGGAUGUGAUCUCCUGGUCAAUCAGUCGGGCUGGACCUGCACGCAACCAGGAGGCCGAGUCAAGACCACCACGGUCUCCUGACAGCGGCGGCGAGGUCAGACACUCCCCAGAGAAGGAUUGGUUCCCACUGUACAUCACCCAUCAUCGCUGCGCCCAGCAUCUGCUGCUGCCGCCACAGCUGCUGACAACCAAUCAUCAGCCACUACUGGGGCGUCGGCGCUCGUCGCUUCGUUCACGGGGUGAACAAGUUCCUCCUGGAAAGAAAGCGACUCAGUUUAUGUUCCAGGAGAUUUGAAUAACGGGGAGUACGAUGAGCUGCUGGAUCGAUAUCUUUUGUUUGGCACCAAACUCUGUUUCGUUUUUACAGACCAAAGAUGAACAGAGCCAGUGAUGGAGACGUUUUAAGGGGGUGGAGACUUUCAGGACUCCCCCCAUGACACCAUAUUCAUGUAAAGAAAUGAACACGUUGUGAUAUAUAAGUGACUUAACUGAGCAAAGUAAUAUUGUAUACGAGUUGAUAAAAACAUGUAUCUGUAUGAGGAGAAGCUGUUGAUGUUUCUGUUGGCACCGUCCAGCUGUUCAUGUGCUGAACAUCAGGCCGGUGGAGAAGGUGAAAAAUCACAUCGGGCAUUUUAAUGAUAAGAACAUAAAACUUUGGGCACUUUUAGCGGACGACUGAAGACAUAUUUUAACGUUUAGAGGCAGAAAUCUGUCAGUAAAUCACGUCGCAGGAAUAAUGUCUGACGUGGAAACCAGGCGAAUGAACUGUAACACGUACAGGUUUGAUUCUAGAUCGAAUCGGGACAGAAGAACUUCCAAGAACUGGAAUCAAAUCAAACCGUGAGCUAAUUAGCAAAUGUUAGCAUGCUAACAUGCUACACGUCCAACAAUUUACCUGCAUAGCAUCAUCAUGCUAGCAUUGUUAUUGCUAGCAUGCUGAUGUUAGCAUGUAGCUCAAAGCGCAGCUGUGCUUUAACAGCGCCCCCCAGUGGACAGAGGAUAUUUCUAUUUACACUGUGUCUGACUUAAAAAUAUUCUCCAGGAUGUUUAUCAGUGUGCAAAGUUUCCGCUUCUUAUCUGGAGGAUGAUGAUGAUUUCUGACUCUUAACCACCGGACUGAGACAUUAUGCAUUACAUCCGAUUUUACAUUCUCCAGUGCCACAUUUGGACAAACACGCACUCAGCAUGGCAGGUUUCAACGAAACAACAAGCAAACCAUUUCUCCGUAGAAGCCGAGCUGUCGUGUCCGUUUUGGGGGGAGAGAAGCAUUAAAUGUAUUUUCAAAUGCCUAAAGUUCUAUAUUUAACAAUUUUAUAUGUUGUAUCUUUGUAGAAAACCUUAUUUAACAUUUAUGUUGCUCAUCAUCCACUGGAUUCACAGCCAGCUGCAGCACAUUGAACGUUGCUGCUGGUCAAAGCUCGAUAAUGGUUUCUGACAGUUUUUCAGCAGGGAUGGAGGAAGAUUUUAUGAUUCCACUUUCUGAUAAGUCACCCUUUAUAAAGCAUUUAUAAGCUGUAACUAAUGUUUUACUAAGCACCUGAAUCAAAGAGCUUCAGCGCAAAUCAAGUGUCAUGUUCGGGGAGGAUAGACAUCAGUCAAACUGUGAAGCAUGAGUAAAUAAUUGACUAUCUUUAGUUACGACUUAUAACCCCUUUUUGUCAGAAAGUGGCAUCGAGUUUUCCUUCAGUUAUUGUAGGUUAUGUACACCAAAUCCCAGAAUGCAGUGUCUCUGUACGUCAUUGCCUUAUUCAUCUUAGUCUCAAUCAGCCGGAGGAGAUGAACUCACCUUCUCUGUUUUGAUGCUCUGCUGUUGUGAACCAUGUUUUUCAUUAAACAGAAAACACAAGUUCAACCGUC